AUGGCGGAAUCCACGAGAUACACAGCUACUUCGGAUCGGCUGGAGGAUGCCCUUACCAAGCUCACCACUCACCAACUUUAUCUCACUCACAUGAUUCAACAACUCAUGCAUAAAAUUGAUGCGCUCAUUCAUCAUCUACCGCAACCCGCACCACCCAGCUACUUCCCUUCUUCUUCCGCCAUCACCGCCUCCCAUGGCUGCCUCUCCCUUUACUCCGACCAUGCUAGACCAAAGCACCCACCAGUCCACCUCUUUCCGCCACCUUCCUCUUCCACUACCAUCCCAUCCUCUUCCUCUGCGAAGGCACUCCUCGCACACACACCCAUGUCGACUCCACCGCCCACGCCACUGCCGCCGUUCAUGCUGACUCCGCCGCCCACGCCAACUCCACCUCCACUCCCCGCACUAAGGCAACAACAUCCCACACCGGUGUCGUCCCCGCCUACCAUUGCUGUCAUCCCCCUCCUUGUUAACAGCAAGCCCCACGCGCCCUUCGACCGUCGCUGGGCAACUCUUUUCCAAAUUUGCAAGGAGUACCCUAGUUGUCGCAUCCUUCCCUUGGACCUCUGCUCAUUUUCCCUCGUCACAAUCACCGCCAAGGUCGGGGGCACGGAGCGCGACCACUCCUUCCUUUUCACCUUUUACGCUACUAUUGACGCCGUAAAAUGGCUAUACUUUCGCAACACUAACCUCCAUUCACUCAUUCCUUCACCCAUUUUAAUUUGGGAUCCCGGUUCGAAUUUUGGAGCCAUGGUUGUAGCCCCAACACCUUGA
This is a messenger RNA of Glycine soja, 774 nucleotides long. Its product is annotated as putative bifunctional UDP-N-acetylglucosamine transferase and deubiquitinase ALG13. The record is from RefSeq and is a predicted model, not a curated record. Lineage: Eukaryota; Viridiplantae; Streptophyta; Magnoliopsida; Fabales; Fabaceae. The transcript has a single exon. The coding region runs from base 1 to 774 and encodes 257 amino acids.